This is a messenger RNA of Didymodactylos carnosus, 6066 nucleotides long. The record is from the annotation of a GenBank genome assembly. NCBI's taxonomy places the organism in Eukaryota, Metazoa, Rotifera, Eurotatoria, Philodinida, Philodinidae.
AUGCCAUCCGCAAUGGAUGAUCAUGAACCAGCUGAAAUGAAAUAUUUACGUUCAUUUGAUUCAUUAAAUAAAGAUAUGAUUACUGAUGCGACAACAUCAAAUGAAUGGGCAGCAAAAAAAUAUGUUUGGGUACCUGAUGAACAAGAAGGUUUUAUUCGUGGUACAGUAAAACAAGAACAACAUGAUGGUUUACUUACCGUCGAUUUAGAUACAGGAAAACGAAUUAAUAUUCAUAAAGAUGAUACACAACGAGUUAAUCCACCAAAAUUUAGUAAAAUUGAAGAUAUGUCUGAAUUAACAUGUUUAAAUGAUGCCAGUGUUUUAUAUAAUCUCAAAGAACGAUAUUAUAGUGGAUUAAUUUAUACCUAUUCUGGAUUAUUUUGUGUGGUUGUUAAUCCUUAUAAACGUUUACCAAUUUAUUCUGAAAAUGUUAUUGAGUUGUACAAAGGAAAAAAACGUGAACAAAUGCCACCACAUAUAUUUGCUAUUGCCGGUGAUGCCUAUAGACUUAUGUUACAAAAUAGAGAAGAUCAAUCCAUAUUGUGCACUGGCGAGUCCGGUGCUGGUAAAACUGAAAAUACAAAAAAAGUCAUUCAAUAUCUAGCCUAUAUUGCCGCGGCACCAAAGAGUUCUCAAAGACAAACGCCAAACACCGCUGCACAAUAUCAGGGUGAACUUGAAGCUCAGUUAUUACAAGCGAAUCCAAUUCUGGAAGCAUUUGGCAAUGCAAAAACCGUAAAAAAUGAUAAUUCGUCACGAUUUGGCAAAUUUAUUCGUAUUAAUUUUGAUACAUCUGGUUUCAUAGCUGGUGCUAGUAUUGAAACGUAUUUACUCGAAAAAUCGCGUGCUAUUCGUCAAGCGAAAGAUGAACGUACAUUUCAUAUUUUUUAUCAAUUAUUACGUGGUGCUAAUACAAAAAUGAUUACCGAUUAUUUAUUAGAAGAUUUUAGUCGUUAUCAUUAUUUGACACAUGGUAAUGUUGUUAUACCGGGUAUUGAUGAUAGCGAAGAAUUUCAACAAACUGUAAAAGCCAUGCAAAUAAUGGGAAUGUCAUUAGAUGAUUUAAAUUCAUUAUUUCGAACAAUAUCGUCCGUAUUACAAAUGGGUAAUAUGCAAUUUAAACAAGAACGAAAUAGUGAUCAAGCAACAUUACCUGAUAAUACGGUGGCACAAAAAGUUUGUCAUCUAUUUGGAAUUAAUGUAACAGACUUUGUACGAUCAUUUUUAAAACCAAAAUUAAAAGUGGGAAGAGAUUUUGUUACCAAAGCACAAAGUCAAGCUCAAGUUGAAUAUGCUGUUGAAGCGAUAUCAAAAGCUGUUUAUGAACGAAUGUUUAAAUGGAUUGUUCAACGAAUUAAUAAAUCAUUGGAUCGUAGUAAACGACAAGGUGCAUCGUUUAUUGGCAUAUUAGAUAUAGCCGGUUUUGAAAUAUUUACAUUAAAUUCAUUUGAACAAUUAUGUAUUAAUUAUACAAAUGAAAAACUUCAACAAUUAUUUAAUCAUACUAUGUUUGUAUUGGAACAAGAAGAAUAUAGACGAGAAAAUAUUGAUUGGGAAUUUGUUGAUUUUGGUCUCGAUUUACAACCCACCAUUGAUCUUAUUGAAAAACAAAUGGGUAUUUUGAGUUUGCUAGAUGAAGAAUGUUGGUUUCCAAAAGCAACUGAUCGUACAUAUGUUGAUAAACUAAUCAAUUCUCACGCUCAACAUCCUAAAUUUGGUAAACCUAAUUUUAAAUCAACAUCUGAUUUUAGUAUAAUUCAUUAUGCGGGAAAAGUCGAAUAUGCAGCUGAUCAAUGGUUAAUGAAAAAUAUGGAUCCAUUAAAUGAUAAUGUUGUUGCUUUAUUACAAACAGCCAAUGAUCCAUUCACUCGAGAUUUGUGGAAAGAUGUUAUUGUUUGGGGUAAAAGUCCAAUCGUUGUUCUAAAACAGGUUGCAUUGUAUCCUGACUAUACCGAAAUUGUUGGGUUAUCAGCCGCUGAUCCAAAUGAUGCGACAUCAAAUUUAAAAGCAAAUAUUAAAAAAGGUAUGUUUCGAACAGUUGGACAAUUAUAUAAAGAUCAAUUAACAAAAUUAAUGAGUACAUUAAAAAAUACAAAUCCAAACUUUGUCCGCUGUAUAUUACCAAAUCAACAGAAAAAAGCCGGUUUAAUUAAUUCUCCACUUGUUCUUGAACAAUUACGUUGUAAUGGUGUACUAGAAGGCAUUCGUAUAUGUCGUAAUGGUUUUCCAAAUCGAAUAUUAUUUCAAGAAUUUCGACAACGUUAUGAAAUAUUGUGUCCAAAUGUGAUUCCAAAAGGUUUUAUGGACGGAAAAGCAGCAUCUCAAAAAAUGAUUAAAGAAUUAGAAUUAGAUGAAAAUCUUUAUCGUAUUGGUUUGACAAAAAUCUUUUUUCGUUCUGGUGUUCUUGGUCAUCUUGAAGAAGAACGUGAUUUAAAAUUAACCGAUAUAAUUACACAAUUGCAAGCAUUAUGUCGCGGUGUACUGGCUAGAAGAAAUUAUCAAAAACGAAUUCAGCAGUUAAAUGCAAUACGUGUUAUUCAACGAAAUGGACGAGCUUUAAUGAAAAUACGAAAUUGGAAAUGGUGGAGAUUAUUUACAAAAAUCAAACCAUUGCUUCAAGUAACACGACAAGACGAGGAAUUAACUCAAAAACAAGAAGAAAUUAAGCGUUUACGAAUAGAUAUUGAUCAACGCAAUAUUCAAAUUCAAGAAUUUCAACAACAAUUACAACAGACUCAACAGGAACGAAAUAUGAUUAAUGAAAAGUUAAUUCAGUUAUCUGAAGCAGUAGUUGAAAGUGAUGAGAAUCAACGUCGUGUUCAAACACGCAAAAUUGAAUUAGAAAAUAUUGUUCAAGAAUUAGAACAACGACUCGAAGAAGAAAUUGAAAGAAGCAACGGAUGGACAGCUGAAAGAAAACAUCUCGAACAAAAACUACAAGAUAUUACAGAACAGCUUGAAGAAGAAGAACAUGGACGACAAAAAUUACAAAUUGAACGCGUUCAAUUUGAAGGAAAAAUUAAGAAUUUUGAAGAUAUUAUUGCUGGUCAACAAAAUGAUUUGGGCAAAUUACAAAAAGAACGAAAAUUUCUUGAAGAUAAAUUACAAGAAGUCAAUCAUCAACAGCAGGAUGAAGGUGAAAAAUUUAAACAAUUAUUAAAAAUUAAAACAAAACAAGAAUCAGUUUGUAAUGAUUUGGAAGAGAAAUUAAAACGAGAAAUCGAACUUCGUCAGAAACUCGAACGUGAGAUACGUCGUUUAGAGGGCGAGGUACAAGAGUUACGUGAGCAACUACAAGAUCGUACACAACAAGUUCAUGAUUUACAAGCGCAUUUAUCACGUCGCGAAGAAGAAUUAACACAAGCAGUAACUUCAGCUGAAUCAGAAGCAGCUUCUAAAACAUCAUUUCAACGUCAACUUCGUGAAUUUCAAACACAAAUUCAAGAUUUACAAGACGAUAUUGAAAGUGAAAGAGAAUCACGAAAACGUUUAGAACGUGAAAAACGUGAAUUAAUGGAAGAAAAUGAAUCGUUACGUAAUGAAUUAUUAGAUCGUAAAGACAUAAAUCAAGUAAUGCAAGAACAACAGAAAAAACGUGACGAUGAAUUCUCGGCUCUUAAACGUGCACUCGAACAAGCACAUCAAGAUCGUGAGCAUGUAUCAAGUGAAUUAAGAAUGAAAUAUACAAAACAAUUGGAAGAGAUCACCGAUCAAUUCGAAAAUAUGAAAAAACAACAGCAGACAUUUCUGAAAGAUCGUCAACAACAGCAAACGGAGCUUGUUGAUAAAGAUAAUGAAAUUAAAAAUUUAAGUGCUCAAAAACAAGAUAUUGAGCGUAAACGACGUCAAUUAGAAACAUAUUUAAGUGAGUUACAACAUAAAUAUAAUGAAACGGAUCGUAUUCGAAAUGAAUCUCAAGAAAAAUUACAACGUUAUCAAAUGGAAUUGGAACAAAUAAACACCAAUUAUAUUGAAAGUGAACAACGUGCUCAAGCAAAUGAACGUUCAGUGGGUAUGUUGAGACAAGAUAUUCAAGAAUUACAAGAAAAUUUACAAGAAGAAAAUCGACAAAAAAUGAAUGCAUUGGGUAAAUUACGUCAACAAGAAGAUGCUCUGAACGACUUGAAAGAUCAAUUAGAAGAUAGAGAAGAAGAAAAAACCAAAUUUGAACAAAAAUUAAUGCAAAUGAAUCAACAAGUAAAUGAAUUACGUCGUCAAGCUGAACAAGUAAAUGUUGAACAAAUGGAAGAAUUACGACGUCAAUUACAACGUGAAAAAGAUAGUUUAAUAAAACAAUUAGAAGAUAUGCAAAAUGUGAAUAUAAAAUUAACAAAAUCAAAUCAAAAAUUUUCAAAUGAUAUUGCUGAUGUUAGUGUUGAAUUGGAACGUUAUCGAACGAUUGUUCAAAAUGUUGAAAAACAACAGCGUACAUUUGAUAAACGUAUACAAGAUGAGAAAAUUAUACAAGAAAAAUUGAAACAAGAACGUGAUUCAAAUGAUCGUGAAAUAAGAGAAAAAGAAACGCAACGUCUCAAUUUAUUAAGAGAUUUAGAAGAACGAAAUUUGGCUUAUGAAGAUUUAGAAAAACGUUUUAGACAACUACGUGGUGAAUUGGACGAUAUGCUAUCACGUAAAGAUGAUAUUGGUAAAAAUAUUCAUGAAUUAGAACGUGUUAAACGUAUAUUAGAAACAACUGUUGAAGAACAAAAACAACAAAUAAUCGAAUUAGAAGAUGAAUUACAGGCGGCUGAAGAUGGACGAUUAAGAGCUGAAGUAAAUAUGGGUGCGUUAAAACAGCAAAUGGAUAAAAAUGUUCAAGAUAUCAAUGAACAAAUCGAAGAUCGUAUGCGAUUAUUACAAAAACAAUUAAGAGAUAAUGAACUAGAAUUAGAAGAAGAAAAGAAAGUGAAAGCACAAGUAUUAAAUCAACGUAAAAAAUUUGAAAUGGAUAUACAAGAUAUGAGACAACAGUUGGAGGAAGGAAACAGGCAAAAAGAAGAAGCAUUGAGAAAUACAAGACGUUUGCAAACACAAGUUCGUGAAGUAUCACGUGAAAUUGAAGAAAUUAAGGUGAUUAGAAAUGAAGCAAUGGUCAAUGCUAAAGAAUGGCAAAAUAAAAUAAAAGCUUUAGAACAAACAUUACAACAAACAUUAGAUGAAAAAGAUUUGGGUGAUCGACAACGACGACAAGCACAAACGGAACGAGACGAAUUACAACAAGAAUUAGCUGCAUUAGGAAGUGGAAAAGGUGCAUUUAUUGAUGAAAAACGUCGCUUAGAAUCUCGUAUUGCACAAUUAGAAGAAGAACUCGAAGAAGAACAAACAAAUUCUGAGAUGAAUGCUGAUAAACAUAAAAAAUCAGCAUUACAUAUUGAACAGUUAAUGCUUGAUUUAUCUGCAGAAAAAGCAAAUAAUCAAAAAGCUGAAGCUGUUCGUUCUAAUCUUGAACGUCAGAAUCGUGAAUUGCGUGAAAAAUUGGAAGAAUUUGAAGAAUUUGGUAAAGGAAAAUCAAAAGCUUUAUUGGGUGCACUCGAAGCCAAAGUACAUGCACUUGAAGAACAACUGGAUGUUGAAGUCAGGGAAAAACAAAAAAUUAGUCGAAGCGUAAGAACGAUGGAAAAACGUUUCCGUGAAGCGGCUUCUAUAGCAGAUGAAAGCAAACAACAAGCGGAAUCAUACAAAGAACAGGCUGAAAAAGCAAAUAAUCGUAUUCGUGCCAUGAAACGUAGUCAGGACGAUUUAGAAGAAGAAAUUAGUCAGAUGAAAGGAAGAUUACGUAAAGCACAACGUGAAAAAGAUGAACUCGAUGAAAUGGUUACUGUCCAGAACGUUCAAGCGAAAACACGCAGUGCAUUUAGCGCGAUACCAGACAGUCCCUCGACAGCAUAUAAUUCGUCAACAUCGUAUGUCAAACAUAUUACAUCUACAAGAUAUUAUAGUGAAAUGUCUGAUGAUGAUCUACAAUCGGAAGCAACAAAUGCUAGUGUAUCAGAAACACUGAAUGGUGGACGAAGUAGUACAGGUGGAAUGGGUGAUAAUAACAGUUUUAAUAGUGGUCAUCAUUAA